Messenger RNA from Aspergillus chevalieri, 888 nucleotides. Its product is annotated as zinc finger CCHC-type containing 10. The transcript has 3 exons. Bases 1 to 888 code for a protein of 295 amino acids. Lineage: Eukaryota; Fungi; Ascomycota; Eurotiomycetes; Eurotiales; Aspergillaceae. The record is from RefSeq and is a predicted model, not a curated record.
AUGAAUAAUCGAUAUCGAAAUGCUCCCGGCCUUAGAGGCCCUACAAAGGCAUCAGCGAGCACUCUGUGCCAGAAAUGCUUGAAACGAGGACAUUACAGCUACGAAUGUACAGUGUCGACCCAAGAACGACCAUAUUUGGCUCGACCAUCGCGCACGCAGCAACUGCAAAAUCCGAAGCUAAGGCCAAAGCUCUCCUCAGACACUCCCAAUGACCUUUUACGGACAGAAGGUCUGGCGGACAAGCUAUUAGCGAAACGAGAAGAGGAGCGCGGUAGAAAACAAGACAACGAUGUGUCCGGCUGGGCUGAGAGUCAGGAUCAGUCAUCGAGGCGACCACGAUCGGAAUCCGCGCAUUCUAUGAAUUCCGUAUCAACGAUAUCUACCAAUCGAUCGCCAUCGCGUUCACCUCGGCAUGGCGGCGAUGGCAGGGCAGGGUCGCGGCAUUCAAGGACAAGGAAAAGGGGAUACAGCGAUUCUUCAUCUGGACGUUCUGUUUCGCCUUAUUCAUCUGGUGAGAGGGAUCGUUCGCGAUCCCACGAGUGGGCACGCGACCGAAACACACGACGGAGGCGACGGGAAUCCAGUCCGACUGAGCGUGGACGGUCCGCGAAUUUGUCCCGUGAUAGUCGCCAGAAAUACAGAUCUCGAAGUCGGAGUAGAGAUCGUGAUCAGAUCGCAAGGGGCCGGCGUUCUUUGACUCCACAUCGCAGAAGACGUUCCAGGGGCGCGGCUCCGCCCGAGCCCUCACAAAGUCGUUCUGAGCAUGCUUCUGGCAGACGACCUAGGCAUGAGCCUGGCCAUUCUGCGCCGCAGUCUUCAAGAGACCGCAGUCUAAGUCCCUUUAGCAAGCGCCUGGCAUUGACACAGGCCAUGAACAUGGGUAGGUAG